AGCCAGGAUAUUGAAGACCUAUUUGCCUCUGCAUCCACUACUCAGCUGUCAGAAAUGGCUGGAGCUAAACAACCACCCAGCCCCACUGCUGAGGAAGAGCCCAUGUCACCCUACCAUGCUGCUGAGCCCCCAUCCAGCCCCACUGCUGAGGAUGAGCCUCUAUCAACAGACCCUGCUUCAUGGCCCUCACCUCUGACUGACAGCAUGCACACUGAACUUGUUCGCCGAGGACCUAGUAAGUUGCCACCUGCCUUUAUCUUCCGCAGGAAUGAGAGUGAUGGGAGAAGUUGCCACCACCAUUAUUUUUCAAAAACAUUAGUUAGUGGUGAAAAGAUGACAAGAAGUUGGCUCAUUUAUUCCAUGGGAAACAAUAGCCUGUUUUGUUUUUGCUGCACACUGUUCUCAAAGAGGAGCAUUCAAUUAACAAGUGUCGGCAUGUCCGAUUGGAAGCAUGCCAGCACAUACUUAACUUCACACGAGAACAGCCCCGAACACCUCAACUGCAUGAUGGCGUGGAAGGAACUAGCAGUGAGGUUAAGGAAGGGGGAAACCAUUGACAAACAGGAAAUGGCACUUUUGGAUGCAGAAAGGGCAAGAUGGAGAGCAGUCCUUACCCGUCUGAUUGCUAUUGUGCAGUCAUUGGCUGUUCGAAAUCUUGCUCUGAGGGGGCACACGGAAACACUGCAUACUCCCUCAAAUGGCAACUUUCUUAAAGAGGUUGAACUUAUGGCAAAGUUUGACCCUAUAAUGAAAGACCACCUGAACCGCAUUGAGAGAGGAGCAAGCCACAACAGCUACCUAGAAAGCCAUGUCCAGAACGAGAUUAUUGGUUUGCUAAGUGACAACAUCAUGUCUGCCAUCGUGGCAGACAUCAGAAAAGCCAAAUUUUUCUCCAUCAUUUUGGACUGCACACCAGACAUCAGCCACAUCAAACAGUUAUCAGUGGUGAUUAGGGUGGUGCUGAUGGGCACACCACAGAUUAUGGAGCACUUUCUUGGAUUUUUGGAGGCAGAGGAGUCCACAGGGCAGCACUUGGCAUCAAUGGUCCUCAACAGACUCGAAGAACUGGGCAUACCUUUUCAAGAUUGCAGAGGACAGUCAUAUGACAAUGGGGCCAACAUGAGGGGCAAAUCAAAGGGAGUACAAGCCAGGCUCCUAGAGAAGAACCCCAGGGCUCUUUUUGUGCCAUGUGGGGCACACACAUUGAAUUUGGUGUUGUGCGAUGCUGCGAAGGGCUCUACUGAUGCCAUGAGCUACUUCGGUGUCCUGCAGAAGCUGUAUACUCUGUUCUCAGGCUCAACUCAAAGGUGA
Messenger RNA from Neoarius graeffei (lesser salmon catfish), 1311 nucleotides. Its product is annotated as zinc finger MYM-type protein 1-like. The record is from RefSeq and is a predicted model, not a curated record. Lineage: Eukaryota; Metazoa; Chordata; Actinopteri; Siluriformes; Ariidae. The coding region runs from base 55 to 1311 and encodes 418 amino acids. The transcript is spliced from 2 exons.